Messenger RNA from Porites lobata, 564 nucleotides. NCBI's taxonomy places the organism in Eukaryota, Metazoa, Cnidaria, Anthozoa, Scleractinia, Poritidae. The record is from the annotation of a GenBank genome assembly.
UUAAAAGAAUACUUAAAACAAAGGGGCAUUCAAAGCUCAAGAAAACGUAAGGUUGAACUGGUAGAACUUUGUGAGAAAAGUGAGGAGAUAAAAGUCCCAAAAAUUGCUGAAGAGGAAGCACCACUCGAUCCAAGAAUUUCUAUGAAAGAGCAACUGAAAACCGAUGAGGGAGAUCUCGCAAAUCCGUUGGAUAACGAAAACCGUGUUUUUUCCCAAUGGACCAAAAACCUCACUAACGUACCGGACUUCAGAUUCCCCGAUCUUUUUAAUUACCUGGUGGGAAAAGAUCCCGUAUACAACAGCGAAAGCCUAAAAAGUUACAAAUCUCUAUUGGGGUACAAAUUAUUUUCUGAUGGACAUGUGGAAGAACUUUGGUAUCACCCACCUCAACCCAAUAGUAAUUACAGUUAUUCUAAGUUUGCUGUAAAGCCAACUGAAAAAUCCAAGACUGUUGAUGGUUCAGCAACAUACAGAGGGUUUUUCAUUUUAAAGAAGGAUGGAAGUGUCAAUUCAGCCUACUGCUUAUGCAAAGGAGGGUAUGUAUUUUCUUCUUUUGAUUUCUGA